AAACGCGAUGGUAGCGUGAUUCCAGGGGAAACUCCUGGUUCUUGUUUCGGUUUUGCUAAACCCUUAUCACGACAGCCUCAGUCUGAUUGGGUGGUUGGAGAAAAAGGAAGUAAAAACGUGUCGCCUUGUGUUUUUGCGCUAUAAAACGCUUGCGUUUUGUUUGGGGAGGGGGAAGUUAGAUACUUCACUUAAAGCAAAACCUUGCCGUGAUCUGUAAUUAAGCAAAUGCUGCAGUCUGAUAUUAACUACAAAUGUGCAAAGGUUAAACUUUGCAGGUACAUACAUACACGGGAUUAAUGUGAGAGGCCACGCGCCCUUCCUGGUUUGUGGGACUCGAGUGAAAUAAAGUUCGUGCGUUAUUUGUAAGAAUCCCUCAGCGCCAGGAACGGAUCGAAAUGGAUCACGCUCGAGCGAAAGACACGCAGGAAAGCAAGGGUUUAGUGAUACCACGGUACAGGGAACAUUGCGAUCAGUCUCUUGAUGACAGACCCAUUGACUGCACUGCAUCACCCUCUAAGAAUGAGAUGAGGCCAUUCAGAAGAGUGCGAAGUCCAUCCAGACCAAGGGCAUGGUUGUCCGGUUCUUACAAACCAAAGUUCGGAGUGCGAGUUUUAAAGCCUGGGUUUUCAAGAGAAGAUGAUUCAUUCCACAAAGCCAAUUUCAACACCCAGAGGUACCACUACCUGAAGUCCCGAUAUUAUGUCCAUCGCAGCAACCACCUCCCACCUAAACCUCACCACACUGUGCUGAGGGAGAAGGAAAGAAAGAGAGAGAAGGAGAGGGAAAAGAAAGACCGAUACGAGGAGAGAGAGAGCACUGAUGGACGUUCACCCACAAAGCAAAACAACACUUCUAGACCCAACUUACCCAGGUGCACUUCCAGCAGAGACAAGGACAUGCAGUUCACUAUUUGUCAGAGUGACGGGAGCCAAAGCAGGGAAAAAGACCACAGAGAAACCAAAAACAACGAGCGAAUCAGAGAAAGAGAGCUCCCUUUAGUUGCAAGCCAGACGGCAGCACGAGACAGAGCCAUCCAACAAAAGAGGAGAGAGAUAGAUGAGGUGUAUUAUCAGGAAUGUGAAAUGUUUGGCCUUGUAGCAAAGAUGCUUAUUGCAAAAGAUCCAUCCCUGGAGCGUCCCAUCCAGUCCUCGCUGCAGGAGAACCUCCGGGACAUUGGCAAGCGUUGCGUGGAAGCUAUGGAGAAAUUUAUUAAAGACUAUGACUCCAGGGAGCUGUUGCACUAAUCAGACACACACAGCCCUGUGUGUCUUUACCAGUUUCCCCUCUUAGCACUGCUUUUGUGUUUUCUUACUUGCCAUCUUCUUUCAUGUUCUUGUUUGAUUGCUGAAGAAGGUCUAACCAUGUUGUCAGCAUAAUGUUAAACACUGAAACUGAGGAUUAAAUAAUGUGAUAAUGACAAUACAAUAAAUACACUGGUCAUUUACCUUUUAAAUGUUAUAAUUAAAACUUCAGAAAUGUAUAUUAUAUCUGACUUAAUAUGUUUUUACUUGCUUAUUAAUAAUUAAACUGUUCACAUUAUAUAAAACUA
This is a messenger RNA of Melanotaenia boesemani (Boeseman's rainbowfish), 1549 nucleotides long. Its product is annotated as periphilin-1. NCBI's taxonomy places the organism in Eukaryota, Metazoa, Chordata, Actinopteri, Atheriniformes, Melanotaeniidae. The coding region runs from base 396 to 1244 and encodes 282 amino acids. The transcript has 7 exons. Gene Ontology annotation, cellular component: nucleoplasm. The record is from RefSeq and is a predicted model, not a curated record. Gene Ontology annotation, biological process: negative regulation of DNA-templated transcription; protein localization to heterochromatin; negative regulation of gene expression, epigenetic.